Messenger RNA from Penicillium concentricum, 1671 nucleotides. Its product is annotated as acyl--CoA ligase. The record is from RefSeq and is a predicted model, not a curated record. The coding region runs from base 1 to 1671 and encodes 556 amino acids. NCBI's taxonomy places the organism in Eukaryota, Fungi, Ascomycota, Eurotiomycetes, Eurotiales, Aspergillaceae. The transcript is spliced from 4 exons. Gene Ontology annotation, biological process: secondary metabolic process. Gene Ontology annotation, molecular function: CoA-ligase activity.
AUGCCGUAUAAAUCUCGCUGGACAAUCGAUAUCCCAGACACUCAUUUAGCUACUCUUCUCCUCAAAUCUCCCACGGCAUCUCUCUCCCAAACACAAAAGUGCUACCUAGAAGCAGCCCGCCCAGAAACCCACUACCUCACCCCCCAUGAUCUCCGCCUCUGGAGCCAGCGGCUCGCCGCCGGCCUACGCAAAUCCGGACUACAGACAGGAGACCGCGUCCUCCUCUUCUCGGGCAAUGAUAUCUUCUUCCCAGUAGUCUUCAUGGGCGUGAUAAUGGCCGGAGGAAUCUUCACCGGCGCAAAUCCCACCUACGUAGCCCGCGAACUAGCCUACCAACUCCAAGACAGCGGCGCCACAUACCUCCUCUGUGCAAGCAACAGUCUAGAAACAGGUCUAGAAGCAGCCAAACAAGCCAACCUACCACAAAACCGCAUCUUCGCCUUCGACAACUCCAUCUACGACGGCAUCCCGAACCCGCAAAAAGGCUGCGCAUACUGGAGCGACCUCCUCGCUUCAGAAGAAGAAGGUCACGCUUUCAUCUGGGACGAUCUAAACACACCAACCCUCUCGUCCCGAACACUGGCACUCAAUUACUCCAGCGGCACAACCGGCCGCCCCAAAGGCGUGGAGAUCUCGCACAAGAACUAUGUCGCCAAUAUGCUCCAGUAUUGCCACACCGCAAGUCUUCACCUGGACUACAAGGCCCGUCUCGAGCGUUCCAGAUGGCUAUGCUUCCUGCCGAUGUAUCACGCAAUGGCGCAGAAUAUCUUCAUCGCGGCUGCGCUAUACCGUGCGACGCCGGUGUACAUCAUGCCCAAGUUUGAUUUUAUCAAGCUGCUGGAGUAUACGCAGAAAUUCCGGAUUACGGAUUUUAUUCUCGUCCCGCCUGUUGUUGUUGCAUUGGCGAAACAUCCUGCUGUUAGGAAUUAUGAUUUGAGUAGUGUGGAGUCGGUUGGGAGUGGUGCUGCGCCGUUGGGGAGGGAGGUUUGUGAGGAGGUUGAGAAGUUGUGGCCUCCUGGGAAGAUUAAUAUUAAACAAGGAUGGGGGAUGACUGAGGCGACUUGCUCUGUUACAGGAUGGGUUCCUACCGAAAUCAGUACUUCUGCGUCUGUCGGUGAGCUCAAUGCCAAUUGCGAAGCGAAGAUCAUGUUCGAUGGAACAGAAGUGACGGAGAGGAAUUCUCGUGGCGAGCUGUGGGUUCGAGCUCCUAAUGUUAUGAAAGGCUACUGGCAUAAUGAAAAGGCCACUAAAGAAACCAAAACUGAGGAUGGCUGGCUGCUCACGGGUGAUAUUGCGUUUGUGGAUGAUUAUGGUAAAUUCCAUGUUGUGGAUCGAAUGAAGGAAUUAAUCAAAGUCAAGGGUAAUCAAGUGGCACCCGCCGAAUUGGAGGCUCUUCUACUUGAACAUCCGGCAAUCUCAGAUGUUGCAGUGAUUGGAGUUAUCAGCAACAACGAUGAACGACCUCGCGCAUAUGUGGUGCUUACACCGGGUCAAUCCGCCACCGCAAAGGAGAUCGCGCAUUUCAUCGACAACAAGGUCUCCGCGUUCAAGCGGAUUACCGGCGGAGUUGUAUUCCUCGAUGCCAUACCGAAGAAUCCUUCGGGCAAGAUUCUUCGUGCAAAAUUGCGUGAACAAGCCAAAGAGGAGCUGAAUGUCACCGCUAAACUCUAG